GAUCGCUCCGCGCAGGGCAGAGUCGAGUCCCGGCCGCCCCCGCCGCGCCGUGCUGGGAGCAGGAGAAGCAACAGCAGAGGGGAUCCUUCCGCCCCUGGCUCAGCAGCGGAAACGAGUCCCCCACCCCCUCCUCUCCUCCCCCACCCCCCAAGCCGGCGGCGGCGCUGCUGCAGCAGGAUUGUGGCCAGCUGAGUGGGGCUGGAGGCCAAGCCCCCCCUGCGCCGACGUCCGCCAUGAGUGAGCUGGAGCAACUGAGACAGGAGGCGGAGCAGCUGCGGAACCAGAUCAGGGACGCGAGGAAAGCAUGCGGCGAUUCAACAUUGACCCAGAUCACAGCUGGCCUCGAUCCGGUUGGCCGGAUCCAGAUGCGGACGAGGCGCACACUAAGGGGCCACCUGGCCAAGAUCUAUGCCAUGCACUGGGGGACGGACUCCAGGCUGCUGGUUAGUGCCUCCCAAGAUGGGAAGCUGAUCAUCUGGGACAGCUACACCACCAACAAGGUCCACGCGAUCCCUCUGAGGUCGUCCUGGGUGAUGACCUGUGCCUACGCUCCGUCUGGGAAUUACGUGGCUUGUGGAGGCCUCGACAACAUCUGCUCCAUCUAUAGCCUCAAAACCCGGGAGGGGAACGUUCGGGUGAGCCGGGAGCUCCCAGGACACACGGGCUACCUCUCCUGCUGCCGGUUCCUUAACGACAACCAGAUCAUCACUAGCUCUGGAGACACAACCUGUGCCCUGUGGGACAUAGAAACAGGCCAGCAGACCACCACGUUCACGGGCCACAGUGGCGACGUCAUGUCCCUGUCCCUGUCCCCCGACAUGCGGACCUUCGUCUCGGGUGCCUGCGAUGCCUCCAUCAAGCUGUGGGACAUCCGAGACAGCAUGUGCCGGCAGACGUUCACGGGGCACGAGUCCGACAUCAACGCUGUCUGUUUCUUCCCCAAUGGGAAUGCGUUCACCACGGGCUCGGACGAUGCCACCUGCCGCCUCUUUGACCUGCGGGCCGACCAGGAGCUCAUGAUGUAUUCGCACGACAACAUCAUCUGCGGCAUCACCUCGGUGGCCUUCUCCCGGAGCGGCCGCCUCCUCCUGGCCGGCUACGAUGACUUCAACUGCAACAUCUGGGACUCUAUGAAAGGCGACCGUGCAGGGGUCCUCGCUGGCCACGACAACCGCGUCAGCUGCUUGGGCGUGACAGAGGACGGCAUGGCUGUAGCUACCGGCUCCUGGGACAGCUUCUUGAAAGUCUGGAACUGAUUCCUCCUGGCCCGCUCUGCCGGGUGGGGUGGGGUGGGGGUGAGAGAGGAGUGGGGUGCCCGGGGAGGCGAGCCCUUGGUCUCCUCCUAGCCCAGCCUCUGCCUGGAGGGGGCCGUGGCCUUGACACUCUCUUCUUCUUUCUCCCCCCCCUCUCUCUCACGGGGCCACCCCCCCAAUCUCCCCCUGAAGUUUUCCCCACUCCCAUUUGAAAGCGUGCUGACCAAACCAGUUUUCUCCCUCUAAAGAGGGGGUGAAGGCUGGAUUUUUAGCAGUAAUUCCUGGGGGUGGGGGUGUCUGUUUCCACAAAAGGAGUCGAGGGCAGAAGGGAGGGGCUCCCUUGGCCCUGGGGCUGCUGGCAGGGUGGGUGAUCAGUCAAGUCCCGGCCCUUUCCCUCUCCUCGCUCCAUCCCGGUGUCUACACGGCCCCUAAGAAGAGCAACAAAAAGCACGCUUGGCGGGUGGUGUCCAGAGUUCUGCACUCGCUUGAUUUAGAGUAACUUCCGUGACUGUGCAGGGGGGUGGCCAAGUCUGCCCCCUGCUGGUGGGAGGGGACAAGAGCAUCUGCCCCUGCCCUGCCCUGCCCCCCCCCUGCUUUAGGAGAGGCCCCAAGGUGGGUGCAAGCCUUCUGUGUGACAAGCCUCCUCUGUCUCCCCUCCCUGCCACUCCACCAGCCGGUGGUGCUUUGGAGGAGCUGGGCCUGCAGCCGAGGGACCAGGCCCCCCCCGCUCCAAUCCGUGGUUGGCUUUGUCAAGGCUCGGGGAGGUUGGUGCUGGACCCCCCUGCUGUGGCAGGCCUGCGUGUAACCUGUAAACAACAGAAACCAA
Molecule: messenger RNA, 2079 nt
Organism: Hemicordylus capensis (graceful crag lizard)
Lineage: Eukaryota; Metazoa; Chordata; Lepidosauria; Squamata; Cordylidae
Gene: GNB2
Product: G protein subunit beta 2
Exons: 10
Coding region: 234-1256 (340 amino acids)
Biological process (GO): G protein-coupled receptor signaling pathway
Cellular component (GO): cytoplasm; heterotrimeric G-protein complex
Molecular function (GO): signaling receptor complex adaptor activity; protein binding
Source: RefSeq, a predicted model, not a curated record